AGAUAAAAAAAAGUACGUGUGAAGUGAUGUGUAAAGACUGAAAUAUGAUUAACUAUCACGCGACAACCAGACAUGCAUCAUCCUAUCGAUAUCGAUAUUUCCGAUCAUAAUAAUAACAAUAAUAAUAAUAAUAAUAAUGAUAAUAACAGUACAAGAACAAUACAGAGUAAUGUAAGCCGAGUAAGAGAUGGUUGAAGGUGAAAUAAAUACAAGUGUAAGGAAAAGACAAAGGAAUGAACAAAACGUGAGGCGUGGAGAAGACGUUAAAGGAAAAUAGUAGAGAACCAAGAGCAAGACCAAGAAGAAGAAGAAGAAGAAGAAGAAGAAGAGGUAGUAGAGAAGAGGAAGUGGAGAACGGAUACCUGGGACCUGGGACGACGGCAAAUAUACUCACUCACAGUCCAUUACCAGCCAGAACACGUUCCGCACGAUUUCGUUUUAUUUACCGGCGCAACCGAGAUCAUUUGUUCUAACUCAUUGUUUUAAAUACACUUGUUGUUCCUUACGAUACAAUAAGCUCAGUAAUUAUCUGUUUUAGGGUGUUGACUUUUACUUUUCAGUAAAAAGUCUUCAGUGAAAAAUUAUUUUAUUUUGCUAUCUUAUUAACCAAAUAUUUUAAUAAUGACGUUUUUAAAUGAUUAUGACUAGUGAAAAGUUUUUUUAAUAAAAAUCUAAAAUAAUUAUUAAUAAUAAACACAUAAAAAAUCGAAAAUAUAAUUCGAGUGAAUGAAAAUCUGUGUGGAUGACCUUCUACGACCCGGCAUCGAUCGAAAACGACUAAGUGUCGGCUACACGUGGUCUUAAUCACCACAAGUUAAGAUUAAGAUAACGAAUGGAAAUGUUAUUCAAAAAUUUCUUUAUCGUUUUGAUAAUUAUAAAUAUUCAUUUGACAUACGGAAGAGCGACCGAAGCCUCGACAAAUGCAUCGACAUUCGGCAGCACGACACCGUCGGUUGUCACCUUAGUCACGGAGGGGCCCGAAUUUUCUCCAGAGUCUCAAUUUGAUGGCAAUAAUUACGAGGAUAAUAACAGCGCGAGUUCGGUGGUUUUUGUGGACGUUCCUCAGCACACGGAGACCACACUGGGAACGUCUGUGUUAUUAGCAUGUCGAACGGCCCAUCCAGUUGUUGAUUGCCAGUGGUCUUGGCAGCCUCUGCCACCGGUAAAUUUACCUCUUCCGGACAUCAACCCUUCGAAUUCCAACGAGACCACUCGUGAAAUUCUACAGGUUUCGACAGAAGCUGUUUUUUCCCCGCCGACAACGGCCAACACUCAGUCGUUGCCUGUUAGACAAUUUCCGGCUUUCGGUAAUAAUAGUAAUGACUGUUCGGUCAGAUUUACAAAUUACAAAUAUGAACAGGUUGGAUAUUGGACCUGCGCUGCACGCACUACCGUUAAUACCUCUUUUGUCAGUACUUUGCCCGCUAAAUUGAGCAUUGCCGCUCAUACACCUGUUACAGAAGAGCCGAUAAAAUUUUUGGAGCCGGAUGACGCAAUAGAAGCAGCGCCUUCGUCGCAGUUCGAAAUCCCCUGCCGAACCUUGAGCCCGGUUUCAGAAUGUCAAUGGUCCUGGCGGCUGGCGAACCAGACCGAACUUUGGAACAUUGAAAUGAACAAGUUCCCGUCUUUCGGGGAAAACAAUACCGACUGCACUAUAAAGAUCCCUUCGGCGCUCCCGGAGCUCGAGGGACUGUGGACCUGCGGGGUUCUGAGUGACAGCGCUCAGAACUCCAGCGGCUUCGUGGUGAACAGACCAAUAAAGCUUUUGCUGUCGGAGGUGGAAUUCAUACAGCUUUCGCGAGGUAUUCAGACAGCCUUAGGGGAAUCUGCCCUGCUCAGAUGCCAGGUGAACAAACCGGUCGUACAAUGCGAGUGGUCUUGGAAACCCCUCAAUUCCAGUAAAGAGCCCAUGGUCAUAAAAAAUUUUGUGCCAAAUGACGAUAACAAGCAUGACUGUUCAGUAAGAUUUAAAAAUGUACUCGAAGAGGAGGAGGGCCUUUGGACUUGUGCCGUACGAUUAACAUCCCACGGGCGGCUUCACGAGGCUGCUCCUGCUAAACUCACACUUUUGCCUUCUGCAAAGAUAAAUUUCACUGAAGCGCCGGAAAAUAUGUCGGUUACGGUCUCGAGCCAUCAGCUGCUCAAGUGCGUCGCGAAUACCCGCGUCGAAAAAUGCACUUGGUUGUGGAAGUCACUGAAUGAUGACGGCGAAGUCGUUGCUAAGGAUUCUUUCCCCAGUUAUGGGAGCCUGGGAAUUAAUUGCAGUCUUAAUCUCAAAGCUAUUCGAAUGGAAGAUCAAGGGUACUGGGCUUGCCAGGCCAUCGCUCCUAAUAAUGUCAUUCUUUCUUCACCCUAUGCUGAAAUUAUUGUUUACAAACAAGAAAAAGUAGAAUUUUCUGAGCUAUUGCAAGACAUCCAAAUUUCAUCUGGCAGCAGCGUUUACUUGCGAUGUGUAACUUCAUCCCAGGUGGAACAGUGCAGAUGGUCAUUAACGCCGGUGAAUUCAAACACGACGGUGGUAGUAAAACAAUUCAAGCCAGUAGUCCCCGCGGGUCGCGACUGCAGCGUAAGAUUGAGCCACGCGUUGGCCGAGCAAGAGGGCCUGUGGACCUGCGGUGUAAAAGUUCACGGGACCGAGACUUACAUGAACGCUCCGCCGGCGAAGCUGAGCCUCCUCGAACCAGAACCAGUAAGAGUUGCAAUUACAACAAACACCCAUGAAAUUGUUACUCUGGGUUGCAAACUUUACCCUCUGCCUUCAGACACCACGUGUCAGUGGGCUCACGAUUUAAAAGAUAAAAAGCGGACAAAUGCAACCCAUAAAUUAAGGCAAGGCGUACUAAUGAAUCAUACUUCAGGAAUUUGUACGAUACAGUUUAAGCCGGAUGUCAAUGAUCUGGGACUGUGGACUUGUAAAUUUAUUAUUAAGACAGAUAAAGGCAACUUUGUGUUGGGAAAUUCUUCGCUGACACUGGUCAUUAAGUACACAGAGGACCAACGACUGGGAUGGAUAGUCGGCGCAGCGACCACUUUUGUUCUCUUUCUCAUGAUUCUGGCUGUGGUAUUAAUUGUUUGGAGAGCGAGGCUGUUUACAAUGGAGUCAACGAGGAUUUUUGAAACUGCGCCGCUUAGAGAGAAAAAUCAAGAGGACAGAAAGGACUCAGUGGAUUUAGAAUUGGCGGAUACUAGAUUGUCUGUUCAUUCUUCGAGUAAUUCAGUUUUGUCAAGGAACUCGACUUUUUUGGGAAAUGCUGAUAAAUAUCAACACCCGAGAUAAACUGUAUCAUUUGGAAUUAAUAAAUAAAAAAAUAA
Molecule: messenger RNA, 3312 nt
Organism: Cotesia glomerata
Lineage: Eukaryota; Metazoa; Arthropoda; Insecta; Hymenoptera; Braconidae
Exons: 9
Coding region: 833-3277 (814 amino acids)
Biological process (GO): cell-cell adhesion
Cellular component (GO): cell-cell junction
Molecular function (GO): cell adhesion molecule binding
Source: RefSeq, a predicted model, not a curated record